Messenger RNA from Rattus norvegicus (Norway rat), 921 nucleotides. It is a transcript of the gene Or4c125, whose product is annotated as olfactory receptor family 4 subfamily C member 125. Gene Ontology annotation, biological process: detection of chemical stimulus involved in sensory perception of smell; signal transduction; G protein-coupled receptor signaling pathway. The record is from RefSeq and is a predicted model, not a curated record. Gene Ontology annotation, cellular component: plasma membrane; membrane. Gene Ontology annotation, molecular function: G protein-coupled receptor activity; olfactory receptor activity. NCBI's taxonomy places the organism in Eukaryota, Metazoa, Chordata, Mammalia, Rodentia, Muridae.
AUGAAAGGAAACAGAAUGAAUGUGACUGAAUUCAUCCUCAUGGGACUGACACAGAACCCUCAGCUGCAGAGAAUUCUUCUUUUGAUGCUUCUUAUCACCUACAUUGUCACUGUCACGGGAAAUCUGCUUAUUGUGGGGACCAUAGUUUGUAGCCAGAGUUUGAACUCUCCAAUGUACUUUUUCUUGGCUUUUUUAUCUGUGAUAGAUGCGUGCUAUUCAUCUUCUAUCAUUCCUAAGAUGCUGGCAGAUUUGCUAUCAGAGACAAAAACCAUCUCAUUCCAUGGCUGCAUGAUGCAACUUUUUGUUGAACAUUUCUUAGGAGCUUCAGAGAUUGUCCUCCUUGUGGUCAUGGCCUAUGACCGCUAUGUGGCCAUCUGUAGACCUCUGUACUAUGUGACAAGAAUGAAUCACCACAAUUGCUGUCUCCUAGUGGGUAUAUGUUGGAUAAUGGGUUUUCUCCACUCUUUUGGACAGAUACUUGUUACUCUCUGGAUCCCUUUCUGUGGCCCCAAUGUCAUGGACCAUUUCUGCUGUGACAUUUUCCCUUUACUACAAUUGGCCUGUGCUGACACUUUCCUUCUUGGUCUUCUCAUUGCUGCCAAUGGUGGUGUAAUCCCUGUGAUCACCUUCAUGAUUCUAUUGAUGUCCUAUAUGGUCAUUCUCUUCUCCUUGAGGACACAUAGCACUGCAGGGAGGAAAAAGGCCCUCUCAACCUGUAGCUCCCACAUCACAGUUGUUGUCUUGUUCUUUGUGCCAUGCAUUUAUACAUAUAUGCGACCAGUAACAACUUUUCAUAUGGAUAAAGCCAUAGCAGUGUUUUACACACUUGUCACUCCCAUGUUAAAUCCAAUUAUCUACACUGUAAGGAAUGCAGAAGUUAAAAAUGCUAUUAAAAAAAUCUGUAUAAGAGCCUUGAACUAA